This is a messenger RNA of Penicillium olsonii, 2982 nucleotides long. NCBI's taxonomy places the organism in Eukaryota, Fungi, Ascomycota, Eurotiomycetes, Eurotiales, Aspergillaceae. The record is from the annotation of a GenBank genome assembly.
AUGCGGGUUCCUGUGAGAACCGGGGGCUUGACUCAUAUCUUUUGCAACCCCAGAACAUUCUACUCUCGCUUUGUGCACUCUCCGUCCCCCAACUCUUUCACCCCCAGGAUGGCCUCCAACAGUGACUGGUCCGCUCAACGAGUCCGUGAGACUUUCUUGGACUAUUUUAAGCAAAAUGGUCAUACAUUUGUUCCCUCCUCGCCCGUCGCUCCCUUGUCGGAUCCGACGCUCCUGUUCACCAAUGCGGGAAUGAACCAGUUCAAGUCCAUCUUCCUUGGCACCGUGGACCCAUCCUCGGACUUUGGCAAGCUGAAGCGGGCGGCAAACUCGCAAAAAUGUCUUCGCGCCGGUGGAAAGCAUAACGAUCUGGAUGAUGUGGGCAAGGACAGCUACCACCAUACAUUUUUCGAAAUGCUCGGUAACUGGAGUUUCGGCGACUACUUCAAGAAAGAGGCCAUCACAUACUCGUGGACCUUGUUGACCAAGGUCUAUGGUCUGGAUCCGGACCGUCUCUAUGUUACUUACUUCGAGGGCAACGAGGCUGGCGGUUUGGAGCCGGACCUCGAGGCUAAGGAAUUGUGGAAGUCUGUGGGUGUUCCCGAAGAUCACAUCCUGCCCGGAGAUAUGAAAGACAACUUCUGGGAAAUGGGUGAUCAGGGCCCCUGUGGACCCUGCAGUGAAGUACACUACGAUCGGAUCGGCGGACGUAAUGCUGCUCAUCUCGUGAACGAAGAUGAUCCCAACGUGCUGGAAAUUUGGAACAACGUUUUCAUCCAAUAUAACCGGGAGGCGGACAGCUCCCUCCGACCUCUUCCCAACAAACACGUUGACACCGGAAUGGGCUUUGAAAGAUUGGUGUCUAUUCUGCAAGACAAGUCCUCCAACUACGACACCGACGUGUUCACUCCCAUCUUCCAGGCGAUCCAGAAUGCUACCGGUGCUCGGGAAUAUCGUGGUCACUUCGGUGCCGAAGAUGUCGAUGGCAUCGACACAGCCUACCGUGUCGUUGCUGACCACGUGCGUACUCUGAUGUUUGCUAUCUCGGAUGGAGUCAUUCCCAAUAACGAGGGCCGUGGCUACGUGAUCCGUCGUGUGUUGCGUCGCGGUGCUCGAUAUGCCCGAAAGUAUUUCCAGGUGGACAUUGGCAACUUCUUUGCCAAACUCGUGCCCACCGUGGUGGAUCAGCUGGGUGAGAUGUUUCCCGAACUCAAGCGCAAACAGCAGGAUGUCAUCGAAAUCCUGGAUGAGGAAGAGUUAUCUUUUGCCAAGACCUUGGAUCGAGGUGAGCGUCAAUUUGAGCAGUACGCGCAACAAUGCAAAGUCAAGGGCACCAAAAAGCUUCACGGUGCCGAUGUCUGGCGACUGUACGAUACCUUCGGUUUCCCCGUGGACCUCACCCGGAUCAUGGCCGAGGAGCGUGGCCUCUGUAUCGACGAUGUCGAGUUCGAAGAAGCCCGCCUCAAGGCCAAGGAAGCCAGUAAGGGACAGAAGAAGACUGCGGAGAACACCGUCAAGCUCGACGUCCAUGACCUUGGAAACCUGGAAAAAAUGAAUGACGUCCUCAAGACCGAUGACUCUGCUAAGUUUGGCCGCGGCAACAUUACUUCUCACGUCAAGGCCAUCUAUCAUGGCAAGAAUUUCUACAGCAACACCGACAAAGUUCCAGAGGGAGCCCAACUUGGUGUCAUCCUCGACUGCACUAACUUUUAUGCCGAGCAGGGUGGUCAGGAAAACGACACUGGUAAGAUCAUCAUUGACGGUCAAGCAGAGCUCGAGGUUGGCGACGUUCAGUCCUAUGCUGGAUACGUCUUGCAUACCGGAUUCAUGAAGUAUGGAUCGUUCGCUGUUGGUGAUUCUGUGAUUUGCGAGUAUGACGAGCUCCGUCGCUGGCCGAUCCGUAACAACCACACUGGAACGCACAUUCUUAACUUCGCUCUGAAGGAAGUUCUUGGCGAUGGUGUGGAUCAAAAGGGCUCUCUCGUAGCUGCCGAAAAGCUUCGGUUUGACUUCUCGCACAAGAGUGCCAUCUCAGACGUUGAGUUGGAGAAGAUUGAAGCCAAGGCUACCGAGUAUAUCCGCCAGAACUGUGCGGUCUACUCUCAGGAAGUCCCUCUUGCCACUGCUCAGCAGAUUUCUGGCGUCAGAGCCGUAUUCGGCGAGACCUACCCUGACCCUGUCCGCGUCGUGUCCGUCGGCGUGGAACUGGAGGAGAUCCUUCAGAAUGUCAAGGAUCCUCGUUGGAAGGAAGUGAGCAUCGAAUUCUGCGGUGGAACUCACGUUCAAAAGACGGGCGACAUCAAGGAUCUGAUCAUCCUGGAAGAAAACGGUAUUGCCAAGGGAAUACGUCGCAUCAUCGCUGUCACCGGUGAAGAGGCCCAUGAGGUGCAGCGCGUUGCUCAGGAGUUUAACCAGCGCCUCGACAAGCUAAACAGCUUGCCUCUCGGACCUGGGAAGGAACGCGAGGCCAAGCAGGUUCAGGUUGAUCUCAACCAGCUCACGAUCUCCGCGGUCGAGAAGGCCCGGCUCCGCGAUCGCUUUGCCAAGAUCAACAAGCAGGUUCUUGAUGGCCAGAAGGCUCAACAAAAGCUCGAGUCCAAGAAAGCCGUGGACACCAUUACUUCCUACUUCGAGGCUCCCGAGAACAAGGAUAAAUCGUGGCUCGUGGUUCAGCUCCCCAUCACGGCCAACUCCAAGGCUGUCAGUGAAUCUUUGAACCACGUCAAGUCCAAAUUGCAAGGCAAGAGUGUGUAUCUUUUGGCUGCCGACUCUGAGCAAGGUCGGGUUUCCCACGGUUGUUAUAUCUCCCAGGAAUUGAGUGGUCAAGGUGCCUCCGCCAGCGACUGGGCGGCCGUCGUCUCUGGGGCAGUGGGUGGAAAAGCCGGAGGAAAGGGACCUACAUCCGUUGGAAACGGCACCAACGCCGACAAGGUGGAGGAUGCCCUGACCCUGGCUACUGACUAUCUGAGCAAGUUCAAGCUCUAG